This is a messenger RNA of Ictidomys tridecemlineatus (thirteen-lined ground squirrel), 4020 nucleotides long. Its product is annotated as protein LDOC1. Lineage: Eukaryota; Metazoa; Chordata; Mammalia; Rodentia; Sciuridae. The record is from RefSeq and is a predicted model, not a curated record.
ACGCCGCCACGCAGUCAGAUCCUUCCGCCGAGCGCGGCCCUAGGGCCAAAGGAUUCGUUCCCCGGCUCCUCAGAUUUCCUCCUCUUGCUCCCGUGCGCCGCUUCCAGCGUCCUCGACUCCCACUUCUCCCUCCACUAGCCCCGGAGACCUUUCCUCGCCGUCCUAAAGCCUAGGCCCUCUGAUUCCGCGGAGUGCGGUUCGUGCUACCGGCAGGACACACCCCCCGAGGACUCACUUCCGGCGACGCGGCGGCGGAGUCGGAGCCCGGCAGGGAGUGAGGCCUAAAGAGGCUUUCCUGGGAUGGACGCUUUGGCAGUCAUGAUGCAGGAUCUGCUGACCCAGAACCAUGCUCUGCGCAGGGAAAACAACGAGCUCAUGGACCAGGUCCGACGCCUGCUGUGCGAGAAAGCCAACCUGCUGGCCCAGGUGCGUCCGCCCACCUGCCCGGUGGUUUUUCCCGAGACGUUUAACGGCGACCCCGCUCGGCUCCCCGAUUUUCUGAUCCAAGCAGCAUCUUACGUGAACUUCUUCGAGACCAGAUUUUCGAAUGACACCCUAAAGGUGGCAUUUGUAAUCAGCCGCCUCUCUGGGCCGGCGGAGGAGUGGGUGGUCCCCUACAUCGAGAGGGAGAGCCCCAUCCUGGGUCAGUACGAGCGCUUCGUGGACGCGCUGAAGCGGGCCUUUGGUCGCAAUGGGUAGGAAACGGUCCGGCCGGGACUCCCCGUGUUGGAGGGACAGCUGCGGCCCGGGGCUAGCCUUGCUCGCACCACGAACCUGGGCCUGCUUGGCUUUGUCUGACAAGUAGCUCUGGGCUCCUGGCCUUGUCUGAAACUUGGGCGCCAAAUGUUCUGGCCAGCCCCAAUGCCUUUGCACUUCCCAGCAACCCAGCUACAACCCAAGUUUGCUGUUCAUUAAAGACGUUAUUUGAUCUCUAAGAAUUUGAAUAGAUAUUCCAGACUCAAGUCGUCCUCUCGGAAGACUGCUUCUGACCACUUUGAAAAACAGCCAAGAAGGGUCCACACACUGAUUGGGAUAGCUGAGGCCAAAGAGGCAACUUCUAAGGGUUAGUGUGCCUGGUGACCAAUUUUUAACAUGUAUGUCUGGAACUAUAUAGUUUUUACACAUUUUAUUUCACAGAAGCCUUGCAGAUGGUGCCUUUUGGUCCAAGAAAUCCAGGCACUGGACUAGAACUUACUUAAAAACGUAUCCCUCUGUCCCCCGCCAUAUAUAUAUCUCAUACACACACUCACACAUAAUCUUAAUGAAUGCGUAAGGCCUAAGACAGUACUUGGUUUUACAGAAGAAACAAAAAUGAUUAAACAAGAUUUGUGUCUUCAGGAACAUCAUUGUGUUCUGAGGGAAAAAAAGAACUCCCAUGCAUAGGCUAAUGUCUUGUUAAUGCUUCUUGGUUAAUGCUUCUUUUACAUAUUUGAUUCUUGUUUUAUGACUAUUUUAUGUUCCCUUUUUUUUUUUUAUUGCACUCAACUUAGAAAGCUAGAAAGAAAACCAAUCUUGGGCAGUUUUGUUGUAUUUCUGUAGAAGCUGUGUGUAAUUCCUAGCAAAAUAAUGUUAAUAAUAAUAGGUAUGGUGGAGUCUUUGAGUUAUGUCCACUUGGUUUUAUUCCCUUAUGCUAUAUGGAAGAGUGUUAGCUCCCUAUUUUUGAGUAAAAUUCAUUUUACAUUUGGAGCUGUAGUUUCUCUUCAUUAAAGACAUUACUUGAUCUUUAAAGUUUGGUUUGAAAUUGUGUGAUUCCCUUUAAUGAAGCCAAAGAAGGUAAAAAAAAAGGGGGGGGCGGGGAUUUGUUUACUCUUCUUAAGCAAAAGGUUUCUUGAAAGCCUUUAGGGAGGAAAAUCCAUAGCAUUAAUUAUACUGUAUCUUGUCUUUAACCAAAUCUUGCAAAAUGGCCCUCGAUGGAUAGACUGUGGAUGAAGAAGGUAGGCUCAAUGUAAUAAGAAGAUUUCUAAUGAGGAAUUCAAGAAGACAUUUCCAUAAGACUGUAGAUCAUAAAAUGACAAAUCCAUGAACAUUAAUUAGGGCUGCUUUCAAGAAUGUACCAAAUUUUUGAGUUACUAAGACUUUUCUCAAACUUUUUGGCCCCAUGCCUAAAAAUUCAUCUGGGUCUCCAAAGCUGCCUUCUAUGAGGUUGUGGCAGGCUCUGGCCCCUGCCAACAGGGAACAGGACUCGCUCCCCAACUACUCACAUGAACUCAUACAUCGAAGUACUCUCUUCUCUCCCUGCCCUGAUUCUUGCAGUUUUCACUGCAAUUUGUCGUUAAGCAUAUCUUCAGGGAUUUCCAGUUUACAUUCAAAAUUGGGAAACUGAUAGAAGAUUUGGUCCCCAUAAGAGAACCAGGUGAACUGAAGUCCAUCUAAGAAAACUGCACAAUUUUCUGGACUUUGACUUUUCUAGCUUUUCUUGGUUUAUUAAUCAAGUAAUGAUCAGGCAAUUCUUAAUAGAUUAAAUUAGAGAAUUAACUCUAAAGCUAAAUAAGCACAUUUAUUUUUAAAAAAUUGCUUUUAUUCCCUUUCUGUGCAAGUCAUUGAGAUUUGACUAUUGGCUAAACAGGCUCAUAACAUUUUUAUUAUAGAUACCUUAAUUUCUUGACAAUUAAUUGAAGGUAACAUGCUGGCAGAGCAGAGGACUACUUACACAAAUUAGAGAUAACCAUUAAUUCAAGUAAAAUUAAAUCCUUUUUUUCCCAUUUUGCACAAACUUUGUUAUUUGAAUAGGAUAAUUGUGUACAAAUGAAACAAGAAGCUAGAGCGUUGCAAAUAAUGUUGCUUUACCAAGAAAUAAUAUAUAAUUUUAAAACACCAAAAUUGAGAGUGGUUUGUACAGUAUACACUUUGGCAAAAUACCAAAUCCUUUGUCUUUUAUUUCACAUGGCCUGCUACUAACAGUCCUUUCCAGUAAUUCUCAAUAUUUAGGCAACAUUAGCCUCAUGUGGGAACUUAUCUAAAACCCCAGUUGCUCAACUGGUAUCUGAGAAUUUGUACCUCUAACUAAAAUUCCUAAGUGAUGCUGAUAAUCACAUAAGGAUAAAUAUAAAUUAGAAAUAAGAAAAUACUUAAGGGCCGGGGUUGUGGCUCUGUGGCAAAGUGAUUGCCUCGCACAUGUGAGGCACUGGGUUCUAUCCUCAGCACCAUAUAAAAAUAAAUAAACAAAGAUAUUGUACCCUUAUAUAACUAAAUAUAUUUUUUUAAAAAAAAAAAGAAAGAAAACUACUUAAUUCUCCCCAGUGCAAAAAGAAAGAUGUAUCUCCCCUACUCUUGCUCUGCCACCAAUGAGCAAACAGGUGUGCACACACAGGCACACUUCCUUUUAAGCCUUCUUUUUUUUCUUCUGUACUUCUGAGAAUUGAACUCAUUAGACAUUACAAGUAGACAAAUGCUCUACCAGUGAACUAUGUCCCCCAACUGAGAGUAAUUUUUUUCUUUUAAACCUAUGAUGGCCUUGAACUCAAGAUCCUCCCACUUCAGUCUCCAGAGUUGCUGGGAUUACAGGUAUGUGUAAAACUUCUAAAAAAAAAAAAAAAGUCUGCGCUUGUUUGAAAUGUAUGUAAAUCCUUCUGAAAGCUAAAUUAGCCUCUUGCCAGUUAUACAACCCAGGAAUGCUUCCUCAAGAACCUGGUAUCCAUCCUGUUGAAAUUUAAACAAGGAAAAGUACCCCUGGCUCCUGGUUUCUUGGACAGAUAGAAGCCUAGCUUUGAAGGACACCUGGCUCCAAAUUGCAACUCUACCUCCUGUCAUAAAGACACGAGAAAUCUAUUUUCCCUUGAACAAUUAACAUACACAGAUGGUCAUCAAAAUUACCAAGUGAAUUUAGAAUGAACUUUGUGACAAAUGGUGCUAAUGAGUCCUCUUAGGAACUAGCUAUAUCAUUUGAGAAGUAUGUAAUCGAUUAUAUCUGUUCAGCUAUAUAAAAGGGGGAGAUUUCUGUCUUGGCAAUCAGUGAAUUGCUUGUAAUGUGCAUAACAUUCUACUCUAAUGCUUAUUCAAUAAAAAACAAUUUUUUAAAAA